This is a messenger RNA of Carcharodon carcharias (great white shark), 2334 nucleotides long. RefSeq names its product succinate--CoA ligase [ADP-forming] subunit beta, mitochondrial-like. Gene Ontology annotation, cellular component: mitochondrion; succinate-CoA ligase complex. Gene Ontology annotation, molecular function: succinate-CoA ligase (ADP-forming) activity; ATP binding. Gene Ontology annotation, biological process: succinyl-CoA metabolic process; tricarboxylic acid cycle. The record is from RefSeq and is a predicted model, not a curated record. NCBI's taxonomy places the organism in Eukaryota, Metazoa, Chordata, Chondrichthyes, Lamniformes, Lamnidae. The transcript is spliced from 11 exons. Bases 8 to 1420 code for a protein of 470 amino acids.
ACGAACGAUGGCGACAGCGGUGCUGAGGUGCCGGUUCUUGGCGGCUCUGAGCAGCGGCGGCGGUGGUAGCAGCUGCUGUUGCGGUGUCAGCGCCUGUCGCACCCGGGCUGCUAGGGUGUUUGGCAUAUCUUCUGAAUUGCUUUCAAUCCAUGGUUUGCACCACAUUCAGCAGCAGCAGAGGAAUCUUUCUUUGCAUGAGUAUAUAAGUAUUGGAUUACUGAAAGAUGCAGGCAUCACUGUUCCCAAGGGGAAAGCUGCUUCUACACCAGAAGAAGCAUAUACUGCUGCCAAAGCAAUUGGUUCAAAGGACCUUGUUGUAAAAGCUCAAGUAUUAGCGGGUGGCAGAGGAAAAGGGGUAUUUGAAGGUGGUCUGAAAGGAGGAGUCAGAAUUGUUUAUUCUCCAGAGGAAGCCCGGGAUAUCUCUUCAAAAAUGAUUGGAAAGAAGCUAUUUACCAAACAGACAGGUGAGAAAGGAAGGAUAUGCAAUCAGGUGUUUGUCUGUGAGCGAAGGUACCCCAGAAGAGAGUAUUACUUUGCAAUAACACUGGAAAGAACAUUUCAGGGACCAGUAUUAAUAGGCAGUUCAGAGGGAGGAGUUAAUAUAGAGGAUGUAGCAGCCAAAAACCCUGAAGCAAUUGUUAAGGAGCCCAUUGAUAUAGAGGAAGGCAUCAAAAAAGAGCAAGCUGUCAAGCUUGCAUGGAAAAUGGGUUUUCCAGCUAAUGUGGUAGAAGAUGCAGCAGAGAAUAUGAUCAAGUUAUAUGAGCUGUUCAUCAAAUAUGAUGCCAGUAUGGUUGAGAUAAAUCCUUUGGUGGAGGAUGCCUCUGGGAUUGUAAUGUGCAUGGAUGCAAAGAUCAACUUUGAUUCUAAUGCUGCCUAUCGGCAGAAGGACAUUUUUGCUCAGCAAGACUGGAGUCAAGAGGACAAAUAUGACAAGCAAGCAGCUGAUGCAGGUCUCAAUUACAUUGGAUUGGAUGGAAACAUUGGUUGUUUGGUAAAUGGUGCAGGUCUAGCUAUGGCCACAAUGGAUAUCAUAAAGCUUCAUGGAGGAAAUCCUGCCAACUUUCUCGAUGUAGGUGGUGGGGCAACAGCUCAGCAAGUAAAUGAGGCUUUUAAGCUUAUUACCUCAAACAAACAGGUACUUGCUGUUCUGGUAAAUAUAUUUGGUGGCAUCAUGCGCUGCGAUGUAAUUGCUAAAGGUAUUAUUCUGGCUGUGAAGGACUUGGAUUUGAAGAUUCCGAUAGUUGUGAGAUUGCAAGGCUCUAAAGUUGAUGAUGCCAAAGCACUGAUUGCUUCCAGCAGCCUCAAGAUUCUGGGUUGUGAUGACUUGGAUGAAGCUGCUAGACUGAUUGUAAAACUUUCAAAAAUCGUGUCAUUAGCAAAUGAGGCACAAGUGGAUGUCGAUUUCCAGCUGCCAAUUUGAGACAUGCAUUAAAGAAAUAAACUCCUACAGUGUUCACAAUUGUGGUAUAUUCUUAAAAAUGUCUUGCCCUUUGUUUCUCUUUGUGAAGGGGUCUAUUACUCAAGUUACAAUACUGCACAAAAUGUAAUGUUGGCUUUUGUCAUGGCGUUCAGACAUUUUUGUUUAGUGUCGCAUCUUCAAAUAUGUUGGGGAUGUGAUGUAAUCCAGAUUUUUAAAUUAUUACCUUAACAGUUAUUUAAAGUUUGCAUGUAUAUUGAGUGGUUCUCCAAAUCCUAUGGAACACUGAUGUGUUCAUCUGGUAGAUCUUGAAGCACAUUGUUUGACAUUUAAGUCUGAAUUGAUCUGAUGUUUUUGAUAACCUGGCUUCCAACAAAGGACUAUGUACUUUACAGUUUAUAGCACCACUAAAUGUGUUUCUGUUCUCUUUGAAAAGCACAGGAUGUUUUUUGGGGUUGCAUGUUAUGCAACAAUUGUUAACUCAUUAAUUAUUGCAUUGGUACAGUCAACUCUCUAACGUUUGCACAUUCCUCCACUGCAACCCACAUUUCAAGUGGAUUUAUUAUUGGUAAACACAUAAGUGAGGCACUCCAGAUACAUUUCCAUACAGCAAUGAAUUCAAACUUGUGAAGUAAUGAAUGAGUUAAUCAUACUGAUAAAGGGGCAAAACAGUCCUUUCUACAACAGAGGAAUGUUCAAAGAUGUUGCUGCUGUAACUUGUUUGACAUGAUCAAAAAUUAGCUUAUUAAAAGAAAAAUGCACAUUGAAUUGUACCCUUGUGUAUAUAGCAAGGCAUUUCUGCAAAAUGUUUAAGCCUCAUAGGCUAGAUUGAAACAUUUUAAUAUGCAUUAUUGAAACCCUGGUUAUUGUGUUCAACAAUAAAAUAUACUUCAGUUCUCUGAGAACUUGCUUGAUAA